Salvelinus sp. IW2-2015 is the source of this 718-nucleotide messenger RNA. RefSeq names its product metabotropic glutamate receptor 3. Gene Ontology annotation, cellular component: plasma membrane. NCBI's taxonomy places the organism in Eukaryota, Metazoa, Chordata, Actinopteri, Salmoniformes, Salmonidae. Gene Ontology annotation, biological process: G protein-coupled receptor signaling pathway. The record is from RefSeq and is a predicted model, not a curated record. Gene Ontology annotation, molecular function: G protein-coupled receptor activity.
AGACAACCGAGCUGGAAGACCUCCUGGUGAUCACUCCGCUAACAGUCACAGCUAAGGCUGGGGAGCCUGUGUGCAGACCUUAUGGAACAAUAUAACUGUCAUAGUUCUCAAAGGAGGGAGACAUCAACUUAGGAGACAUUUUCUCCUUUCACCAAAACCCAGUCAGUGUGAACCCAACUCUGCAGGUCAACCCAGGAAACAACCAGUGUGAAGGGCUGGACCCAGGUGAGCUCCAAAGAUCAGAACAUGAUCUUUGCCAUAGUGGAGAUCAAUAACAGCUCUGAGCUGCUGCCAGGGUUGUCUCUGGCCUGCAGGAUCCUUUUAACUCGUGCCUCACCCUCUGUGCGGGCYUCCCUGGCUCUGAUAAACGUGAGGAGGGGUCACAGAGCUGAACCAAGCCCGACCACCGUACACYCUGUCAUAGGGGAGAGCACCACCUCCACUAUAGGCAUGGCACGCACCAUGGAGCCCUUCCACAUACCAGUGCUCAGUCAUUCAGCCAGCUGUGCUUGUVUGAGUAACAGAAGGCAAUACCCUUCAUACUUAAGAACCACUUCUAGUGACCUCUACAUGAGCAGAGCCGUGGCCCAGCUGGUCAAACACUUUGGCUGGACUUGGGUGGGGGCCAUCAGAACCAACAGUGACUAUGGUAACAAAGCCAAAAAAUUACACCUUUAGCCUGAAACUCUGUGGCUGUCACACCCUGAUCUGUUUCACC